Cucurbita maxima (winter squash) is the source of this 662-nucleotide messenger RNA. RefSeq names its product lignin-forming anionic peroxidase-like. NCBI's taxonomy places the organism in Eukaryota, Viridiplantae, Streptophyta, Magnoliopsida, Cucurbitales, Cucurbitaceae. Gene Ontology annotation, molecular function: heme binding; peroxidase activity. The record is from RefSeq and is a predicted model, not a curated record. Gene Ontology annotation, biological process: response to oxidative stress. The transcript has 3 exons. The coding region runs from base 1 to 657 and encodes 218 amino acids.
AUGCUCCGGACCUCCACAAUACUUUUGGGUAUUGCUUGUGAUGCCCAACUUUCCUCUACUUUCUACGAUCAAUCUUGUCCUACUGCCCUCACUACUAUUAGAACUGUUAUUAGGCAAGCAGUUUCUCAAGAGCGUCGAAUGGCCGCCUCUCUCAUCCGCCUCCAUUUCCAUGACUGCUUCGUUCAAGGUUGUGAUGCAUCCAUAUUGCUCGAUGAUACACCCUCUAUGAUAGGCGAACAAAACGCAGCGCCUAAUAGAAACUCUGCAAGAGGAUAUGGAGUGAUACACAAAGCUAAGACUGAAGUUGAGAAGAUAUGUCCCGGUGUUGUAUCUUGUGCAGAUAUCCUUGCUGUGGCCGCAAGAGAUGCUUCUUUUUGUGUCGGUGGUCCAUCCUGGACGGUAAAGCUUGGGAGAAGAGAUUCUACUUCUGCAAGCAAAACUCUAGCCCAAAGCGAGCUUCCACACUUUGAAGAAAGCCUCGAUGGACUUGUCUCAAUUUUCUCUAUUGCAGGUUCUCACACCAUAGGACAAGCUCAAUGCUUUCUUUUCCGCAACAGGAUACAUAACCAAACUAUUAUUGACACGGGAUUUGCUACCACUCGUCGUAGAAAUUGCCCCACAUCUGGAGGGGACCAAAAAUUAGCACACUUGAUUUAGUCACA